AUGGGCUGGGCUAUUAUAUAUGGGCGCAUCUGCGACGGCCAACACUUCUCUUCUCACACACACACGAUCACACAUCUCUUCCUCAACCAACAAAAUAGAUCGCGUCCGAACAAAUACAGUGAAGAAAUCCUCCCGUCAAGUCAUCGACAGUACUACUCACGAAUGACCCAUGAUUCACACACCAACAAGAAGAUACUUGAAGAAGUCACAAUCAUCCCAGCAAAGCGUCUUUGUAACAAGAUUGUUGGGUUCUCUACCCAUUUGAUGAAGCGUAUUCAAAAGGGCCCAAUUCGAGGGAUUUCACUGAAGCUUCGAGAGGAAGAGCGAGAGCACCGGUGGUGA
Molecule: messenger RNA, 342 nt
Organism: Mercurialis annua (annual mercury)
Lineage: Eukaryota; Viridiplantae; Streptophyta; Magnoliopsida; Malpighiales; Euphorbiaceae
Product: 40S ribosomal protein S17-3-like
Exons: 2
Coding region: 1-342 (113 amino acids)
Biological process (GO): translation
Cellular component (GO): ribosome
Molecular function (GO): structural constituent of ribosome
Source: RefSeq, a predicted model, not a curated record